AUGAGCGGCCAGGUGACCAUCGGCACGCCGGCGGCGACGGCCUCCAGGCACGAGUUCCACCCGCAGUGGGUCAUGAAGGCCCCCACGGCAGCGUGGCCCAGGAUGAGAUUCUGUGGCGCCCACCCGGUGAUCAGUAUUCCCCGGCUCUCUUUGCCGCCGGCCGUCACCUUCUCCAGAAGCCCCCCCUCCGGUGGGCUCUUCAGCACCCAUAUGAAGGGGCACUCCAUCGUCUCUAGAGCCGCGCCGAUCUCCCCCAGCUGGGCACCGGAGAGCUGGGCCAUGGAGCCGAAGCAGAUGUACACCACGGAACCGGGUUUCUUCCCGUCGAGCCAUCUCAGGGAGCCGCCGGCGUCUUCUCCGGCAUCCCGGGCGGCGGUGGCGGCGACGUCGGAGAGGAGCGACAACGGGCCGAUGGGCCAGACGCUCUUCUUCCCCUGGACUUGGGGGGUGGUGUCGAAGUACUCUGCCUCCAGCUCGUAG
This is a messenger RNA of Spirodela intermedia, 480 nucleotides long. The record is from the annotation of a GenBank genome assembly. NCBI's taxonomy places the organism in Eukaryota, Viridiplantae, Streptophyta, Magnoliopsida, Alismatales, Araceae.